AUGGUGCACUUGAUUGCCAAUCAUCGUGGGUUACCUGAAACGGCAAAGAGUCAGAUAGAUAGGAUGCAAGCGCAUGGUAUUGCAACGGCUAAGAUUGUAGGGUACAUGGCAGGUAUGGCUGGUGGGUACUCGUUGUUGGGGUUUCUGAAAAAGGAUGUCUGCAACUACGCUGACAAACAACAGCGCAUUAAAAUAUAUAACGGUGAUGCACACUCUGCAAUUGUGUAUCUCGAGGGAAAAGCCGAGUUAGACCCGAUGGCGGUGGCAAAAUAUAGUGUGACUUGUGAUAAGAGGCUAGCAAAUCUGAUUUGGAUUGACGAAGCUAGCAGAGUAGAUUACCAAUACUUUGGUGAUGUGUUAGCCUUUGAUUCAACAUACAUGAAAAACAAAUACAAGAGACCGGUUGUCAUUUUUUCUGGAACAAACAAUCACAAAAGACUACCAUCUUUGGGUUUGGGUUGUUGGUUGAUGAAAGUGUUGGUGCCUAUAGGUGGAUGUUGGAGACAUUGA
Molecule: messenger RNA, 510 nt
Organism: Arachis stenosperma
Lineage: Eukaryota; Viridiplantae; Streptophyta; Magnoliopsida; Fabales; Fabaceae
Product: protein FAR1-RELATED SEQUENCE 5-like
Exons: 1
Coding region: 1-510 (169 amino acids)
Source: RefSeq, a predicted model, not a curated record